UUUUGAGGUUAAUUUUAGUGCAGUGCAACUAACAAAAUUAGUGUGUCACGGUCUCAUUUCAUAAUGAUAUUAUAAUUAUUCAAAGAUUUUAAUACAGAGCAUGACUCACAUUUCUAAAGAGCUUGAAAGUGCGGUAGGUUAAGUUUUAUUAUCCUGUAAGAUGCAUUAUGCAAUCUUACAAUAGCUUGUGAUGCAAUGAUGAGAAGGUAACAUUAUUAUUUAAUUGUCAAUUCAGUUAGCAGUCCUUGGUAUCUCAUAUCAAAAUAGAAAACAUUAUUUUAAAAUUUACAAUGUCAAUUGUUUGUGAGUAUAUCCAGCACAGUCUGUGCUUGAGCUUCAAGUGUAGCAGUAAUUCUGCUCUGAACGAAUUAUUUCUGCUCAACAAUUUCUCAUGUCUAGUUACAAGUUGACUGCCAUCUACAAACAAAAAAUUAGAUGCCGAAUACGGAAUAACAAUUGCCCUAGUUUUUGUUUAUGUCAGUAUUGUUGGGUGUUACAUAAACCUGAAAAGUUUGUAAGUUUGAAAAUGAGAAACGCACCGAAGCCUCCGCCUCCACCACUGCCAAAUCUGAAUAAAUCAUUCAACAUCGCAAGACCAUUGACUGUCAGCUAUGAAGUAGUGGAUAGAAACAGUAACGAUAUUUUGAAAAACGUUGACGAAAUCAAGCGGUUAUGGUCUAAUAGAGUUGGGGUUUCAGAUGAAAGCAAUACAUCAGAUAUGCCAUCCGAUUUUGUGUUCGUCCAUCUAGAUCCCAUUCUACAAAUAGGACCAAAUUGUGGCCUGGUAGCUCUAGCUAUGGCGACUACUGCCACCCCCACCCCUGUUUCCACCAUCGAGCUGUUUCGCCGAGCCAAGGAGCGAGGCUUCACCUACCAGGGCGAGAUGUUCUCGGCCGAAAACAUGGCAACACUGGCUGACACUGUUCUGCGACCUUGGUUCAAUGUGGAGCUGGUCUCCCAAGGAUUGGACGGUGGUCAUGUGAUGAACUGCAUGCGUAAAGGGGCCUUACUGCUUGUGCCUUACGACGCAUCAGGCAACUACUGGCCGUGCCUGAAACGCGGCCACAAAUCGCACUGGGCGGUGGUGUGCGGCGCGGCUCAGUCGCAGUCGGAUGCGACAGUGCAGGUGUUUGUGCGACAGGGCAAGAGUCGGCGAUUGCUGUUGUGGCCGCUUACCGAACUGCGAGCCAGCAAUGACCAGCUUGUCGAGUUUUGCCCGAGGCGAGGCGAGGAUGGCUCGCCGUACAUGUUGCCCGAGGGCGGAGUCGAGGCUGGUCUCAGGUCAAAGGUUGUCGUACUGCGUAUGACGCAUCGAACGCCGGAUCUCACUGCUUUUCCCCUUCCCUAGUAGGCCUAUAGUGAGGUCCACGUUAUAAUGGCAGUGGAGAAAGAUGACAGAACAACGUUGCCAAACCUCUGUCUUGUCAAUGCCUUCUAUAGAUGGUAUCUGAUACAGGAUUAUUGAUAAUAACUGUUAAGUCUCGUUUAAAAUAAUCAAUUAUAUAUUUUAUUAAGCAAGAAAUUAUAUUUUCAAAUAAUUUCAUAAUGAAUUCAAGUUAUAAUAGUAGUGGAGAAAGAUGACAGAACAACGUUGCCAAACCUCUGUCUUGUCAAUGCCUUCUAUAGAUGGUAUCUGAUGCAGGAUUAUUGAUAAUAACUGUUAAUUCUUGUUGAAAAUAAUCAAUUAUAUAUUUUAUUAAGCAAGAAAUUAUAUUUUUCAAUGACUUCUUCAUGAAUUUUUAUGAAUAUUUUGUUAAUUAAUUAAUAAUUCUACAUUGUUAAAAGGCGAUCUGGCAACAGAGCAAAGCGAGAAAGAGAUAGCGUUCGCUUUGUUGAAUGAUAGA
Messenger RNA from Nilaparvata lugens (brown planthopper), 1844 nucleotides. Its product is annotated as UPF0692 protein C19orf54 homolog. The coding region runs from base 392 to 1348 and encodes 318 amino acids. The record is from RefSeq and is a predicted model, not a curated record. NCBI's taxonomy places the organism in Eukaryota, Metazoa, Arthropoda, Insecta, Hemiptera, Delphacidae. The transcript has 3 exons.